Marmota flaviventris (yellow-bellied marmot) is the source of this 3510-nucleotide messenger RNA. RefSeq names its product solute carrier family 16 member 1 (gene Slc16a1). Gene Ontology annotation, molecular function: lactate:proton symporter activity. Lineage: Eukaryota; Metazoa; Chordata; Mammalia; Rodentia; Sciuridae. The record is from RefSeq and is a predicted model, not a curated record. Gene Ontology annotation, cellular component: basolateral plasma membrane. Gene Ontology annotation, biological process: plasma membrane lactate transport.
CAGUUCGGAGUAUGUAUGGCGGGGAGGGGGCGGCGGCCGCGCAGGCCGACUCCGCCCCCUGUGCGCAUGCUCCGGCCCCCGCGGGUUAUAAGGCAGCAGCGCCAACCCGGCCAGACAAAGUGGCGAGCUGCGACGUGACUACCCUGCCGCGUGGGUGCUAGGGCGAGAGAACCCGGCGGCGGGAGAGCGACGCGAGCUGGACCCUGGGGCCCGGAGGAACUCCAGCUCGAGCCGCCGCGUCACGCACAGCUCGGCGCCGCGAGCCCGGCACAUAACGAUAUUUGGAUUUGAGCUACAUUUUGGAAUUCAUCUAUACCUAAAAUGCCACCAGCAGUUGGAGGACCAGUUGGAUAUACCCCCCCAGAUGGAGGCUGGGGGUGGGCAGUGGUAAUUGGAGCUUUCAUUUCUAUCGGCUUCUCUUAUGCAUUUCCCAAAUCCAUUACAGUCUUCUUUAAAGAAAUUGAAAGUAUAUUCAAUGCCACCACUAGUGAAGUAUCAUGGAUAUCUUCCAUCAUGUUGGCCGUCAUGUAUGCCGGAGGUCCCAUCAGCAGUAUCCUGGUGAAUAAGUACGGCAGCCGUCCAGUCAUGAUUAUUGGUGGCUGCUUGUCUGGCUGUGGCUUGAUUGCAGCUUCUUUCUGUAACACUGUAUCGGAACUUUACUUGUGUAUUGGCGUCAUUGGAGGUCUUGGGCUUGCUUUCAACUUGAAUCCUGCUUUGACGAUGAUUGGCAAGUAUUUCUACAAGAAGCGACCAUUGGCAAAUGGACUGGCUAUGGCUGGCAGCCCUGUGUUCCUCUCUACUCUGGCCCCCCUCAAUCAGGCUUUCUUUGGUAUCUUUGGCUGGAGAGGAAGCUUCCUAAUUCUUGGGGGCCUCCUAUUAAAUUGCUGUGUAGCUGGAUCCUUGAUGCGACCCAUAGGGCCAAAGCCAACAAAGAAAGAAAAUGUUGGGUCCAAAGAAUCCCUUCAAGAAGCUGGAAAAUCUGAUGCAAAGAAUGUAGGUGAUGCAAAUACAGAUCUUAUUGGAGGAAACCGCAAAAAGGAAAAACGUUCACAUAUUCAAAAAAUUAACCAGUUCCUGGACUUGUCCCUGUUCACACACAGAGGCUUUUUGCUGUAUCUCUCUGGAAAUGUGAUCAUGUUUUUUGGACUCUUUACACCUUUGGUUUUUCUUAGUAAUUAUGGCAAGAGUAAGCAUUAUUCUAAUGAGAAGUCAGCCUUCCUUCUUUCCAUUCUGGCUUUUGUUGACAUGGUAGCAAGACCUUCUAUGGGACUGGUAGCCAACACAAAGUGGAUAAGACCGCGAGUCCAAUAUUUCUUUGCUGCUUCUGUUAUUGCAAAUGGAGCAUGUCAUUUGUUAGCACCUUUAUCCGCCAGCACCUAUGUUGGGUUCUGUAUCUAUGCGGGAUUCUUUGGAUUUGCCUUUGGGUGGCUCAGCUCUGUAUUGUUUGAAACACUGAUGGACCUCGUUGGACCACAGAGGUUCUCCAGCGCUGUGGGAUUGGUGACCAUUGUGGAAUGCUGUCCUGUCCUCCUGGGGCCACCACUGUUAGGUCGUCUCAAUGACUUGUAUGGAGACUACAAAUACACGUACUGGUCAUGUGGUGUGAUCCUAAUUUUUGCUGGUAUCUAUCUCUUCAUUGGCAUGGGAAUCAAUUAUCGACUUUUGGCAAAAGAACAGAAAUCAGAUGAGAAGCAGAAAAAGGAAAGUAAAGAGGAGGAGACCAGAAUGGAUGUUGGUGAUAAUCCAAAAGAAGUUACUAAAGCAGCAGAAUCUCCAAAGCCAAAACACACAGGAGACCCCAAAGAGGAAGAGAGUCCAGUCUGAACCAAAGAGGCUGGAGCGUAAAUGGAGCAGUUGGUGACCCAGGACUUCUGAAAAUACUCUACUGGCCUGUAGUCUAUCAGUGGUGCUCAAUACAGACAGUGAACAUUUGUGUGGAAAACAUACCAGUGUUCAUGAUGGAGUUUUUGUUUCACUCCUUACCAAUAGCCUGAAUUGAAAAUAUCAUAUGCUGUGGGGAGGGAGUGGUUGGCAAAGUGUGUGGAAAGAAGUAGUGUUUUUUUGUCUUGUUUUAUUUUAAUCUUAGCUUUUAAUAGUGUCAAAAAGAUUAUGACAUGUGCCUUAAGUUUUAGUCUUUAGAACUCUUUAGAGAGCCUUAACUUUUUAAACCAUUCUGCUGAAUUCAUCUAUUUUAAGUGUCACAUUAAAAGAAAAUAACAACUAACUUGUUUGAGGCAACUCUGAAACUUAAUUUUGCUUCAUUGUUAUUUGUAAUGUAUUGUCAGACAUUGUUAUUGGAACACUUAUGAACAGAAAUGUUGGUUCGAAGUUGGAGGUUUUAUAAAAUGCUGACUAAAAUAUUUUUCUAGCAUCAGUAGUUGCCUGGCAUAUGUUUGUGCCUGUUAGCUAUAUGUUUAGAAAAUUUAAAGCAUAAAACUUGAGAAACAUCUUGACAGUCCUAGCCACGUAGUAUUUGUCAACAUCUCUCGGGUACCUUUUCCAGGAUUCUUAUUAGAAACUAAGUGGGGUUUUUUUGUUGUUGUUGUUGUUGUUCCUUUUGUUUGUUGGUGUUUUUCACUAAAUUACUGUUCUCCCCUAUUCAAAAACAUUUUGAGUGGUUAUAGAUCAUUGUCUUUUUUGAAGUCACUGGGUAUUAUUUUUCUCACUUUAAAAGUAUUAAAGUCUAGAAAACUUUAUAGUCAUGGCUCCUAAGUAAAUGCAACACAUGUAAUUAAAUAUAGACAGAUAGUUUAAGCAUCAGCUAUAUUCACCUUUGGUUUUUCUAAAACCUCAGUUAUACUAUGAGACUAUUGGAAUCUUUGUGUCUGUUGGCUUUGUUGUGUUGUUGGUUGCUGCUUUCUUGUUUUUGUCUAGGUGGUCCUGGGGAUUGAACCCCAGGGCUUUCAAGAAUGCUAAGCAUAUGCCCUACCACUGAGCUGUCCCCCUACAGUCUCCUGGAAUUUUUCCCCUUUGAUUUUUGGUGAUUUAGUUUAUAUUUGUUUCUAGUUAGGGCUGUGUUAUUCAGUAUAGAUAAAUGUUUGUAUGUCAUGUUUUGUUUUACAUUUUUUUCAGUGUUUGCAAAUUCAAGGGGGCCAGAAAAAUUUGGACCUAGGCAAACCUAUAAAGAUGGGGAGGGAAGUUGUAAAGUAUGCUUAGUUUCAGUAAAUCCUCUUUUUCUGAGUGGGCUUAAGAAGAAAAUUAUGACAUGCUUAGAAUUAAUGGGCACAUUCUUAUAUCCACAUGAAACUCAAGUUUUGUGACCCUUUUUACUUACCUGAAAUGUGGAGAAUGGUUCUGGUAUAAGGGUAGGAGGGGAGGUGGACAGAUUGGAACUAAAUAUUUUUUAUUUUUUAACCUAAUAUCUUCUAAAUUAAGGCAGAAAGACAAAUAUAUUCAGUGAAUUAUUCAAUGCAUUUAAAAUACCACUGUAAUUGAUAAGUGAAAGUAUAGAUUCAAAACCUUGUAUAAGAGACUGGCUUUUGCAAAUAAAACAUUUAUUUUUAGAAAAUA